AUCCAUCGCUUCAACAGUCCAAGUCGACGCUGGUCCUCUUCCGCGGUCACCACCCAUAUUCUCAGGCGACGUAUGCAUAUCAUGAUUUCCUCAUCCCCUCUCCGACUCAACGAAAGAUAUACCUCUAUCGCCAGGGAUCGUCGAUGCACUUUUGAGAGAUGCCCCAAGCUACGCGAACGUCGAUCUCAUCCGCUCGGGAACGCUUCCAAAUUUCAGGAAACUGCGCACAUUUUAUCGAUGAUCCAAGCGCUGUACAAGGUUCUGGUAAAUGAAAAGAGAAAAGCUGCUAUCAACCUUUGUCGGGCCAUGAUUGCGCCCAUACUCCGCGUCCCUCGCCAGGUCCUCCUCAUAAUACUGGACAUAGCCCUACCCGUUGAGCUGUGGAAUGGCAGGUUAAUUGACCGUGCAACCCCUUCCUGAAAGUCUGUCACUACUGGCGCGAAGAAACAGGAGCACCCACUGCUGUUGCUGCUCGUAACAAUCUUUGCGCAAGAGAGGUCAAGGACAGAGAACCAAGAUACUGCACCGAACAUCACUAGCCUCGACUUCUGGAUGGAAAGCACCGACAAGCCCAUUGUAUA
This is a messenger RNA of Schizophyllum commune H4-8, 581 nucleotides long. RefSeq lists its product as uncharacterized. The coding region runs from base 73 to 420 and encodes 115 amino acids. The transcript has a single exon. The record is from RefSeq and is a predicted model, not a curated record. Lineage: Eukaryota; Fungi; Basidiomycota; Agaricomycetes; Agaricales; Schizophyllaceae.